AUGAAACUUCCGUUUGGAACCCAUCAAAAGCAUGGUGAAGGUUGUCAGACGGCAUGCAAAAAUUUGAUCUACAUAAUUUUGAUUUGUUUGAUUUGUGGAACAAUUGCGUUUGGGUUUUGUAUACUUCAAGCGUAUUAUAUUGAUGGAUGUGGUGACUCCAAAAACUCAACGAUCCAGGGGAGAAAUCCGAUAAAAUUGGAAUAUAAAUGGCCGGAAAAUGUGGAAAAAAUUAUCAAUGAAGUGAUUGAUAACAAUGACCGUAUGACAAUGAAUGACGAUCGUGGAGUUUUGAUAAAAGCCGAGUUAAUGAAAUUUGACACAAGCGACGUCUUCUACAUAAUCGUCUACGAUGGUGUUGACGGUCCGUUGAACCACGCAUUCUAUGGAGACAGAAAUGAAUAUAUCACAGUUUUUAAGCCUGGAAAAAUGAAUGUAGUAGUUUUCCGAAGUCAUUUUUGGAGAAGUUCCCCACAAAGUGCAUAUAACAAAAUGAAAGAAAGCGUUGAAGAGAGCUGUAAAAAGGGUUUAAAGUUAAAAUCCAACUACUCGGAUGUUCCAAAAGAACUUAUGACCAAAUUCAAAGACACAAAUUUUAUUGGAUUAAUUGGAAAAGAGUUUGAAGUGUCUGUAAGAUCCGCAAAUAGUUUUGGAAGGAUAUGGGGACCUGGAUAUUGGGAUACGGUAGCUGUUUUGGAUAGUGAAGGGAAUAAGACUGGAAAGGAAUUUAUAUUGGUUGCAGGCUAUAUUUAA
Molecule: messenger RNA, 750 nt
Organism: Caenorhabditis briggsae
Lineage: Eukaryota; Metazoa; Nematoda; Chromadorea; Rhabditida; Rhabditidae
Exons: 5
Coding region: 1-750 (249 amino acids)
Source: RefSeq, a predicted model, not a curated record